Molecule: messenger RNA, 414 nt
Organism: Diversispora eburnea
Lineage: Eukaryota; Fungi; Glomeromycota; Glomeromycetes; Diversisporales; Diversisporaceae
Source: the annotation of a GenBank genome assembly
AUGGCUAGAAAUCCUCAACAGGCCCGCGCUUCCGCUAGACUGACAAAACGUAGAUUGACAACGAGUAAAAAAUCACUUAGAUCUUCGAGUUCUACUCCAAGGUCUAGACCUGGAGAUCCAAUAAGACCUACUAGAUCACGAAGAUAUCGUCCAGGAACAGUAGCUUUACGUGAAAUUCGACAAUAUCAAAAAACCACUCAACUCUUAUUAAGAAAAUUACCAUUUUCACGCGUUGUUCGAGAAAUUGCACUUGAAGUUCUGGGACCAAGUCCAGAAAUAGCCACGGAAGCAUAUCUCGUUCAUUUGUUUGAAGACGCAAAUCUAUGUGCAAUUCACGCUAAACGAGUCACAAUAAUGCAGAAAGAUAUUCAACUUGCUCGUAGGAUUCGUGGUGUCUGGGGAGGUCUCGGUUAA